AUGAUACCUUCUCAUCCCAUCAUCACACCGUCUCAUGCCAUUGACCUUAACUCACAACAAUUCCCGAACUUGCACUUCACCACCAUUUCUCCACCACUCUUACCCACCCCGGUUGUUUCCCACCCCGGUCCUCUUCCCCCUCCGUCUUCCUCCUUCCUCUCACACGCGUUCGAUUCCCACCAGGGCAGCACAGCAGCGCGCGUGGUGUCGCUGGCGGGGGUGCGAGGCACAGCCAUGGCGGCAGGGCUGUCUGCGAAGGCUGGAAGGUCGACAGCAACUCGUUUUGAGACGUCGCAUAACAAAUUCAUUAUCACAUGUCCCUCCCCUUCCGAUUCCCUCCAGGGCAGCACAGCAGCGCGCCUGGUGUCGCUGGCGGGGGUGCGCGGCACAGCCAUGGCGGCAGGGCUGUCUGUCAAGGCGCUGUGGGUGCUCGACGGCCACUUGCAUGGCGGUUCCUCCUUCUCCUCGCUCUUUUCUCUGCAGUAUGACCAACGGUUUUCUGUCGACGAUGUGACCACGGCAUGUGUAGUGGACGUGCUGGAACAGGCGCAGCAACUCUCGCUUUCGUACAAAGAGACCCACCUCUGCUGGUCGGCUGCUGACCUGGCAUCCAGCCUGCAGGCGUUCCGUCCAGCUCAGCACAUCCUCCGCCAGCUGGCGGCAGAGGACCUGCCACCUGUGCAGCAAUCCACCGCAGUCUUCCUCGAGGAUAUUUCUCUAGACUCCUGCCCCACGAACCGAACCCCUUCUCUCCUGCACGGCACCAACGGCCAUAUUCUUCCCUUCUUCCCCACCCCCCUUUCCUUCCCCCAUCAGGACACCCCUCUAGACACCUGCCCCGGCUGCCCCGCCAACCUCUCCCUCCUUGUCCCCCCUUCCUGCACCAACUGCCGCACCCUCCCCUUCUCCCACUCCCUCUCCUCCUGCGCCGCCCGCCGCAUCGCCUACGCCGCCCUGCGCCGCCCGGACCGCGACUUCACUGUGGCUGCUACAGUGCCGGCUGCCGCCCUGGCUGCGGCCGGCAUGUUCCACGAGUCAAGGGCGCCACUGGUGCUGCAGGCAACGCGAAGGAGGGGGGAGUUGGGGUGCGGAACAGGGGCGUGGUGGGGGGGAUGGGCGGGGGGGAGUAUCUGGGGAGAGGUUCGGGGAGCGGGGGGCAUGUGGGGAGGGCGUGGCAGGGGAAGGGGGUGGAAGAAGUGGGGGAGGAGGAGUGGGUGGUGGGGCGGUGUGCUUGGAGGGAGGCAAUGGGGGAGCGGUGGAACGGAGAGUUUGUGGUGGUGGAAGUGGGUUCUUGGGGGACCAGCAAGAAGGGAGCUGUGUGCUCAGCUAGAGAUCGUGGAGUUCCUCGCGCUGGCCCACGCGCCCUCGCUCUUUUUCGCCCUCCACGAUUCCCCCGAGGCCCGCCUUCUCACAGCCUUCGCCACUGCUGUGAGGGGUCCCCUCGGCCUCCCCCCUGCUGCUGUGGAGCCGGCUGUCUGCCCCUCGCCCGUGCUGCCGCCGCUCGCUAGCCUGCGGUUUGCACAGCAGAUGAUCAUGGACGGUGAGAGAUGGACGGUGAGAGAUGGACGGUGGGGAAUGGACGGCGGAGGAUGGACGGUGGGGGAUGGACGGUGGGGGAUGGUCGAGAAGCUGGGGGUGAUGUACUGUCAGAUUCAGAAGGUGGCGUCAACGAGCUGGAAAAUGUGGAUGCGCAGCGAGCGGGGCUUUAAGCACAUCUCCUCCUACUUCCACACUCACCACGCGGGGGUGAACGGGCUCACGCUCAUGCGGCGAGAGAUGGGAGAGGACGACGUCAUGUUCCACAUGACUCGGCGCGACCUGGUGAAGGUGGUGUUUGUGCGCAACCCGUUGCCACGGUUGCUGUCCGCGCAUGGGGACAAGCUGGCUAAUGGUGGGGAGAGCCGCAACGUCAGCAUGUGGAACGAGGUGGGUUUCUGGGUUGCCGCUUUGCUUGAACGGGUUGCUGCGCUGGUCUGUGUCGAAAGACUGCCUGCGUACGCCUUACAUGCCUCUCUCCUUGUGAUUACCGUGCAGCUGUUGUUGGGCCAUGAGCGCUUGAAGCGCCACGGGUUCGCGGUGAACAGCACUACACAGCUGUGCGGACUGGACAUGAUCAAAUACAACAUUGCUGGCAAAUACGAAACUCUGCAAGAGGACAUGCUACAGGUGGUGAGCAGGCUGAACCGGUCGACGGAAAACGCGAUGAAGAUUAUCAAGCUGGGAUCUGAGUUCCACAAAACAAGGGCGGAGCAGCGCAUGCGUGCAGCGUAUGAUAAGGUACGGUCUAGCAGCUUUGCUGUGCUUCUCUUCGCAGUGAUUGGGUACAGUGCGUAA
This is a messenger RNA of Closterium sp. NIES-65, 2334 nucleotides long. The record is from the annotation of a GenBank genome assembly. NCBI's taxonomy places the organism in Eukaryota, Viridiplantae, Streptophyta, Zygnematophyceae, Desmidiales, Closteriaceae.